Molecule: messenger RNA, 3606 nt
Organism: Trichobilharzia regenti
Lineage: Eukaryota; Metazoa; Platyhelminthes; Trematoda; Strigeidida; Schistosomatidae
Source: the annotation of a GenBank genome assembly
AUGGAGGUUGAUAAUCAAAAGACGGAGCAUGAGAAUGAAGUGUCACAAGAGCUAUCUAGUGCUGGGGAGGUUCACUUGGGACAAGAUAGCACUGACAGAAAGGAUGAUGAUGAAGAAGAGGAGGAGGAGGAAGAAGAAGACAAGAUAGUCGAAAAGUCUCACAACAGUCGAUUUCACAAAAGGAACAAGCGUUUCCCGAAACAAAUAGAAGGUGUAGACAAUGCUUUCGUUGCAAUAGAGCCGAAAUCUGGCAAGGAAGUUAUAUGGAAUGAAUGUAUCCUUCCUGAGAAAAAGACAGACAAAGAAAACAGGUACUUGUCACUAAUUAAAAAGUUAAAGAAAAAUUCCCACCCAUUUCUCGUGCGCUUCUUGGAUGCCUGGGUAUCGAAAACGGAGGAAGGCCCACGCAAACUUGUUUUCAUUACUGAGCGUCUUGAUGAAUGCACUUUAAAACAAUUCCUGUGCAAUUCUGCCCGGAACAAUCGCUUAUGGAACAGACAUGUGGGACAGCUCCUGUCCGUGUUAAUGUUCCUGCAUCGUCUUGGUGUCGCUCACGGUAAUUUAACCAAAGAAUCAAUUUACUAUCAAAACUCUGGCAACCUCCGAGUUGGACUAUUUGCACUUAGUAGGUGUCUUGAUCAAAAAUCUGAGGCUUUCGAUGUAUACUCCCUAGGCGUUGUCUCUUUAGAGAUUGCUGUUUGGACGCCUUUGGAAUUUCCACAAAAUCUGGAUCUGCCUGAAAGAUGUCAACAGAUGAUGUCACGCUUAGACAACAACAAUCAGAAAAGUUUCAUCGAAGCAUGUUUUGACACUAGUUCUGCAACAAAAGGCCUUAUUAAGCGUCUGUUGAACCAUCCGGCGGUUACGGAAGUACCAAUUCUAAAAUUGUUAUCUGCCCGAAUGAUAGUUAACUCAAUGAUUUCUGUAACCAAUGAAGAAGGUGGUCAAAAUGAACCGACGGGGUUUGCUAGUUUAUUGAAAGAUUAUCUUAGUCGAUAUGAAGAUGAGACAGUUAUUAUGGAAGUUCACUUUCCACAUGAUAAAUUGGUCAAAACUAGAUUGUGGAAGGACUUUCGAUCAAACUUCACCCUUACUUCCAAGUACCUUGAGGAUGUCAAAAAUGGUUUUUAUCCAUUGUUUGGAUGUCGCUGGGAUGCCUAUCAGGGGGAAGACGAAGAAGUCACCUGUGUUGCUUACACAGGAGCUCCAGUACUCCCUCCUACUAAUGGUCUAACAAGUAAUCUAUCAACUGCAAGUGGUAUUGCUAAGAAUGACCCACAUGUUUCAGUUGGAUAUUGUUCUUCGUGUACAUCGACCACCCCGAGUACUUCCGUCUCCCGUAAACAUUCUUUAGCUGUUAAACUUACAGAUUUAACUAGUGGUUCACAAUUUGCUACAGAGGAUCAGGCACCUACACAGUGUGAAGAAACUUCAAAAGGCAAUGUUGACACGUCGCACGUGGGUCUUGUAGAUUGUCUUUCCAAUCAAGUGUCAAAAACAGAUUCCAGUCGAUUAUUUAAGGUAGCAGAUACUGAUAGGAAAAGGGAUGAUGCUUCAGUCAAAGCAAGUGAAGUACCUGGUCUGAUUUCCGUACCUACAUUUGAUGAUGAUAACCACUCCCCAUCGAAAACAGCUCCACCUCUAAAGACAAGUCAGACGAUAGAAAUAGGACAAGCAGAGUUAAAGUGGUCAGAAAAACCUUUCGACCCACCGUUGGAUAUAACUGAAAAAAGUGAAAUUCGUGGUCAAUAUACACUUGAAACCCGUGAAGAUGACACAUGUUCAGCUCCACCAGAUGAAGCAACUCAACCCAUACGUAAAUCUCCACUCGAUGUGAAAUCUGAUCUUUCUAUUGACAUACAACAAAAAGAAAUAACUAAUAGUGAUGCCAUUGGUUUAACUGAUGAAAAAGCCUUAGAUGCGAAUACAAUAAGUGAUGAUGAAGACGAUGAUAAUGGCGAUGAUGACGACGAUGAGGAUGAAAAACGUGUUGUAGAACAAGUUGAGCGUUACGAACCACAAACUGUACACGUCAAUCCUCCAGAACGUGCACCAAACCAUCCAGCUUUAUUCACUCAUUGUCAGUAUUUGUAUGUUGGAGCAGGUCGUUGGCAAGUUUAUGUUCAAAUGUGGUUUGUUGAAGAUCGUUUAAAAAGAGAGACAUAUGUACAAGUAUUCGAUUAUGAAUGGCAUGAUCAUGAACGUGUAGCUGAUUUAUUUGAAGCUUCAAAGUGUUUAAGUCCAGUUGAUCGUUGCAAUCUGGUUAGAUUACUCGCUUUAGCAAGACAUAAUUGUGCUCUAAUCGAUGGUGAACUACAAUUUCCUGGACCGAUUGCAACUAGACAAAGUAAUUUUGAUACACUUGAGUUACACGAAAAACUCGCUGCUCUACACCUUCAUCAACAAGUAAAAGAACAUUUAGUUUCUUCUGAUUCUGGUGCAUCUAAGCAUGCAGUACACUCGUCGUCAGUCACACCGAAAGUUGAUAGUUCACAAGCUAGCUCCACUAAACAUGAACAGAAUGGAGUUGAGGUUGUUCGUCAAAAUCCUGCCGCAGUUGUUAAUGAAGUAACAGCGUGCGCUGAACACAUUAACCAAGUACAAUUGCAUCAUUGUGCAGAUCAGACCCAAGAUACUCCUACACCACGUGAAGCAUCAGUUGGUGUAUCAGAUACAGAUGGAACAAAAGAAAAUCAAGAUCCGGGUAAAAAUAAAACCAAGGCAACUGAUUCCGAGAAUGCCUUAUUCUUAGAUGUUGGUUCACUUGCUCCACGUAAUUCAUAUUGUGCUUUAUGCGAUACACAUGACUACUUGCAUCAAAUUGAACUACCAGCCUAUUUAAUCUCUCCGUGUUAUCAUUGUCGUGAAUAUCUUGCACGUGAAGCUAAGAUUACUCCUGAAAUCCUCUUAGAUUUACAUUUACAGCACAACAUACCUUGGCCAGGAUUUUUGCAAGCUAGACUUGGUAUUCCUAGCGAUGGAAGAUCAACUGAAGAAUUGAUUGCUUAUGAUUGUCGAUGGAGAAGUAGACAACCUUGUCGAUGUUAUGCUGCUCUAGAUGGUUCAUUAUUACCACCUUGUGUUGAGUUCCCAUGGUUAACUCCUACAGUCUGUGGAUCUGCGUAUGAAGUGAACGAAACUGUAAUAACUCCAAAGAAGGUUAAUAAACCAUAUACAUCGAAUUCUCCUCCAAGCUCAGAAGUCUCCCCAUCGGUCAAUAUGGAAUCACGCGUACCUGAUUCUUCCCCAGUUACACAAGCACAAUCUACUACAACAAAUCAAACUAUGACUACCUCUACUGCAACCUCGGUGAACGCAAGUAUCUCAUCAACGACAGGAUGUCCUAAUAAUACUCCUUCUAAGUUAUUAUUGCCAUGUUCUAACAGACAUGCUCGUGGUGCUCCAAUCACUUGCUGUCAUGGUAUCCACUUCCCCUUAGUUGGCAUACCAAAUACUUCAAAUCAAGGUGUUAACCAAAACCAAGAUACUAGUAUUCCCUCAUCUACUGACCUUAACGAUUCCAAACAAUGGACUGACACAUGCCCAGCUGUUACACUUCACGAAACACAACAAGGACUAUCAACAAUCAAUGAUUCAUCUUCUUAA